Folsomia candida is the source of this 3190-nucleotide messenger RNA. Its product is annotated as snake venom 5'-nucleotidase. Bases 994 to 2793 code for a protein of 599 amino acids. Gene Ontology annotation, cellular component: plasma membrane. Gene Ontology annotation, molecular function: metal ion binding; nucleotide binding; 5'-nucleotidase activity. Gene Ontology annotation, biological process: AMP catabolic process. The record is from RefSeq and is a predicted model, not a curated record. NCBI's taxonomy places the organism in Eukaryota, Metazoa, Arthropoda, Collembola, Entomobryomorpha, Isotomidae. The transcript is spliced from 12 exons.
UUGGGUUGUCAAUUUAUAGUUGACUAUAAAAUUGAGUACAAUGUACAUUUGUUAAAUUUGUAUACUCGUUUAUGAAAGUAGUCGACAGGACGAAUUGAAUAACAUACUUUUCGCAUAUAGAUCGUCAAGUUACUAGUUAAGGUCUUGAACUUUCAUUCAAUUUUCUUAUAUAUUUCAUCCUUAAUGAUGGAAUGAAACGGAUAAUCACUUACUAACUGGUAACCGUAUGCACCUCAAUUAGAGAUGCUCAUUACGAAAUCGUACUUCAUGUGGUGAAGCUUGAGUGGGCAGAAUCUGUCAUCAGUCUGUCUCAUCUCGUAUUUCCAAGCAAUCCACAUUUUCUACUUUAUCGAGUAUGUGAUAAGCAACAUUGACGGCAACACCGGCUGCGAGAAAUACAUACAUUUGAACUACUCAGCUUUGAAGAAAUAAAUGGAAAACAGUCGGCAUAUUUAUGCGACAGACGGAAUCUGUCAGUCAAGCUUUCAAGGGUUUUCACGAAUCUGACAUUGUUAUCCGUCGUAUAAUCGCGAAUUCUAUUUUUGACUGUGCAAAAUCUGCAAAGGUUGAGGAUUUUUGGUAAGUGAGUUAAGCAGUUCAGUAAUCUUUUAGCAAUUUGGUGAGCUGCUGUCCGUUAAACCCAAGCUUUGAUUUUACUUGGCGUGCAUACAUGAAAUGCUACACUCUUAAUGACAUACUUUGCAUUUUAAACUCGUCAUUAAAAUCGUCGGUCUGGAAUCUGGAUUGGCUGAUAUUAUUAUUAGUGCUCUUCUUAAGAAGAGGUUUGUUUUUCAACACUUGGUGCUAUCUCUCGUCGGUGAGCGUUUUGUUUGCAAAAUAUUUCUUGGAAUUUCCUUCCAACUUACUAGCUGUCGAUCAAAUCAAACAACAAAAGAAAGUCUAUGUACCAAAAACUGCGAAGGUUUUGCACCGUGUGAAAAGUGGAUGGAGUUGACUAGUUUUCAACUGCCUUAAACUAAUUGAGUUUCAAAAAUGUGCCAAAUUAUAGUAAACAAAUCGUUGACACUUUUCUUGCUGAUUGCAAAUUUAGUGCAUUGUGCAUAUCCAAAUCCAACAGAUCAGUUGACUGUCACGAUACUGCAUACCAACGAUGUUCAUAGCAGAUUUCGUGAGACGAAUAAAUACGGAGGAUCAUGUGCAGAAAGCGAACAAAGGAAUAACCAAUGUUAUGGAGGAUUUGCAAGAUUGCAUCACAAAGUCCAGGAAAUUCGGGAAUCACACAAAAAUGUGCUGUACUUAUCCGGGGGGGAUUAUUAUCAGGGAACCGUGUGGUACACGCUGUACAAGUGGAGAGUUGUAUCUACAUUUGUCAACAUUUUGAAUCACACAGCAAUGGCAUUCGGAAACCACGAGUUUGACGACAACGUUUCAGGACUCGUACCCUUUUUGGAUGCAGCAACUUUUCCACUUAUAUCCUCAAACAUUGACGAUUCUAAAGAGCCCUCGAUUCAGGGAAAGUAUAAGAAAUCGCACGUUGUAACGUUGGAGGAUGGCAGAAAAGUGGGCAUUAUUGGAUUCACAACACAAGAAACGAAGGACAUUUCAAAUCCUGGAAGUCUCAUCUUCAACGAUGUCGUUGCGUCAAUCAAGGCAGAGUCUGAGAGAUUGCAUAGCGAGGGGAUAACAAUGUUGAUUGCUGUGGGGCACGCUGGGUACGAUGUGGAUCAGAAAAUUGCGAAAGAAGUCCCACUAAUUGACGUGGUCGUUGGUGGACACACCAAUACGUUUUUGUAUACGGGAAAAGCCCCCGACCUUGAAAACCCUCUCGGCGAGUAUCCAACCAUUGUUGAGCAACCAAGUGGUCGUCGUGUCCCAGUAGUGCAGGCUUAUGCAUUCGGGAAAUACUUGGGCUACCUGCAAGUCAACUUUAAUUCGGAAGGGGAAGUCGUUUCUUGGGGUGGAAACCCAAUCUUAAUGGAUGCAUCUGUUCCUCAAGACCCCACCGUCCUAGAACUGGUAGAACUUUGGGGAAGAAAUGUGUCUGACAAAGUGAAAGAACAAAUAGGAAGAACACGCGUCUUUUUGAAUGGAUCGGAACAUGAGUGCCGGUUGAGAGAAUGCAGUCUUGCCAAUCUUGUCACUGACGCCAUGGUCCAUGUGAACCUCAAAUUUUCGGACAGCCUGUACUGGAGUGAUGUCACAAUGGCGAUCAUGAACGGAGGUGGUGUUCGAGCAUCGAUUGAUGAAGAAUCGAAAAAUGGAAGCAUCAGCAUGGACGACAUUCUGACCGUGCUCCCAUUUUCCAAUACCAUCGACCUGAUUGAAAUCCAAGGGAAUCAUUUAAGAGAAGCUUUCGAGUUUUCCGUGCAAGACUACGACCCAAAAGGGUUUCACUUGGCUGGGAAAUUUUUACAGGUUUCUGGCAUGAGAGUCGUUUACGAUAUUACUCAACCAAAUGGAAAAAGGGUUAAGAAAUUGUUGGUCCGAUGUAAAGAAUGUCGCGUACCAAAGUACGUUCCCCUGGAUGACGAUACCAUUUACAAAGUUGCGGUCCCCUCCUAUAUUGCCACGGGUGGAGAUGGGUUCGCAAUCAUAAAGGAGAAUGCACUAAGUCAUCACUUACAAGGAAUAUUGGACUCUGACAUGAUCGUCGAGUACAUAAAGUCUCAAGGUCCAAUAAUUCAAGGGGUUGAAGGACGAAUAAGCUUCGAAACCGGUUCUGCCGACUCUUAUUGUGGAUCAAGCUCAGGCUUGAGAUGCCAAAAUUAUUGGACAAUCUCAAUAUUGACGACUUUGCUGCUAAUCUUGAUACAAAAAUGUAUCUUGUACUAACAAACUCAACUCAUGCAAACAACUAAUGCAACUUAUGCAACACCACAAUAUAUGUAACCAAAAAGUACUCACAAUGCAAAACAAAGUCGGCCAAACAAAACCAGCAAUAAUUACUGUACAAUGGGCAAGUGAGCAAUGUCUAUUUCUCGCUUAAAUUAAAUAUUUACGAGCUUUUAAUAUACUUACACGAAUUACCAAAACUACUACUUUUACUCAACCGAAAGAAAUAAAUAUUUUUAGUGCAAAGUGUAACUAAUAAAUCGUGGCUACUGCUAAUUGAAACGCUUAUUGGUUUAACACUUUUUUUAUUUUCACGAAUAUGCCAAAAAAAUGAUGUUCCAUUAUAACUACUCAAUUUUAACGAGAGAAUAAAAGCUACAAAAAAUAUUACACGUGA